AUGUCAUGGCGCGCGCGGGUGCUAGCGCGGCGCGGCCUCCGCCGAGGUCACACGUCGCGGCCGUUCUCGCUCGCGGACUUGGCUGACGCCGUGCGGGGCGAUCAUGAUGAAAAUGUAUACAUGGACGUGGACGUAUUCGACAACCUCGUCGCUCGCGGCGGACCAGCACGAGCUGUCAUCAAUGCACGACUGGCGCCAGCACCUCCACUGGCAACAGCACUAAUCUGCCUGGACACGGGCUCCCAGACUACAUUCGACCAACUAUCGAGUCUAGAUCUUUCAACCUCACCGACUUACAAGGGAUAUGGCUCUCAGACUAUCGGUUUGGAUGUAGGCUCUCGAACUACGUUUGGCCUGGGCGCAGGCUCUCCGACUACAUUUAGCCUGGACACGGGCUCCCCGACUACAUUUGGCUUGGACGCGGGCUCUCCGACUAAGUAUAGCCUGGACGUAGCCUCCCAGACUAUGCACAUGUGUAAGCUAAGGCUAAGGCUAGAAACAGAUGUGGAGCCGAUGCAAGAGAUUUCGGUGUGGUUCGACGAACAUACUUUGGCGCAGAUCGAUAUGCCGUUUCUUACGUUAAGGAAUAUUACAGGCAAGAACAACUACACGUGUCACGAAUGCGGCGCAGAAUUCGAGCACCCCAACUCCCUGAAGAUCCACCUUUUUCUGUCCUGUCGGUCCUUCGAGCCGGAUUUGUUCUGGGGGACGAUAUUUCGGCGGCUCCGGGCGACGGCACCGACUCCGGCGAGAUUGGAAGCCCUAGCGGCAGCCUGGGGCCGCUCUAGGGCGGGCCACAUCUGCAUGUAUUGCGGGAAGCUGUACUCGAGAAAGUACGGCCUCAAAAUCCAUAUUAGAACGCAUACAGGUUACAAGCCGCUGCGGUGCCGUCACUGCGCGCGGGCUUUCGGCGACCCCAGCAACCUCAACAAGCACGUGCGUCUACACGCGGCGGACGCGGCGUACGCGUGCGCGCUGUGCGGCAAGCGCCUAGCGCGACGCCGCGACCUGCAGCGACAUCUGACCUCGCACCACGCCAGCUGA
Aricia agestis (brown argus) is the source of this 1044-nucleotide messenger RNA. It is a transcript of the gene Prdm13, whose product is annotated as zinc finger protein 658B-like. Bases 1 to 1044 code for a protein of 347 amino acids. Gene Ontology annotation, cellular component: nucleus. The transcript has 4 exons. Lineage: Eukaryota; Metazoa; Arthropoda; Insecta; Lepidoptera; Lycaenidae. The record is from RefSeq and is a predicted model, not a curated record.